UGGCGUUGCGUCGAUUUUUGCCGCCCAGAGUGAACCGUAAAUUUGCUGACCCCUUCUAUUUUCACAUCGUUCGGGGAGUCUCGUCUCGAUUGUGUUUUUAUGUUCGCUUGCCCUCGCCAUCUUUGCGUUGUUCAGGAUAUAGUUUUCUCAAAUAGUGGAAUUUAUUUUCAAAUUUUAAGUAAAAAAAAAAAAUUUUAACUAGUUAGGCUGUUAUUACUAUGCCGCCCGGGGCCAUGACUUCCUCUGCACCCCCCACGCUACGCCACCUGUUUAAAUAAUAAUGUGCCAAAUAACGCAGUGCCAGCCUUUACCUAUGGUGCAGGAUGUGCCGCGCACUCAGGUGCAGGAGCUUGCGUCACUCGCGGUGCAAGCGAAGUAAAAAGACAAUGCUGAAACAAGAUGAUGUCUGAUCAGUUCAGGAAAGUAGAACCUUAUUCUCCAAAGUCUUCACCGCGGGGUGCGAGGUCACCAGUGGUCUCUCGCCAGGAUUCGUCUGGCACUCUGAAGACCACGAUCUCGCUGGGCAAAAACCCGUCAAUAGUCCAUAGUGGACCAUUUUAUUUGAUGAAAGAGCCUCCAGGAGAAAGCGAACUGACUGGGGCUACAAAUUUAAUGGCACACUAUGGACUAGAGCACUCAUAUAGUAAAUUUAAUGGGAAAAAGUUAAAGGAAUCCUUGUCCUCUUUUCUACCGAAUCUUCCCGGUAUUUUGGAUGGUCCUGGACAAGAGGACAAUAGUACACUGGGUUCCGUGAUAGCCAAGAGACCUAUUGGUGGCAAGGAAUUGCUGCCAUUGACCAGUGCCCAGCUAGCAGGGUUCCGACUUCACCCAGGGCCCUUGCCAGAACAGUACCGCUACGUGAGUGCCACUCCACCAAAGAGGCAUAAGAACAAACAUAAGAAACACAAGCAUAAAGAUGGGGCUCCACCUGGACAGGAUACACCCUUACAAGACUCCUCAAACCCAGACACAUACGAGAAGAAGCACAAGAAACAAAAGCGUCACGAUGACGACAAGGAACGCAAGAAGAGAAAAAAAGAGAAGAAAAGAAAAAAGCAGAAACACAGUCCAGAACAUGGCGGUCUCACACCCAGCCAGCACCCAAUACCUUAAUUUAUUUAGUAUAGAGAAUCAGACCUCCAGGGGACGGGAGUAGAGCAAUUAAACAUUGUACUUACACUUGAAAGCAAAAAUACAGUGCCACUACUGAUUUUUAUGUUUGAGGCUAUUUCCAAUUACUAAUUCUACCAACAUAUAAUACCAUUUAGGCCCUUUACCAUUUUAGUGUAAUUUUUUAGUAGCAGUAGAGCUCCUCAUGAAAGCUAUAGUCCAGGGAAGUACUGUCACUUUACCUAUUUCUGCAUUCCGAUUUUGAAGGGUUCUAGUGAAAUUACAGGCACAUGGCACUUGUCAACUUAUACUUGCCCCUCAUAUCUUUGCAAUUUAAACCUCUGAGUCACUUGUUAUAAAAAAGAAAACUUUAAUUGUGAGGAGAAAAAAUAGUUUGAGUCAAGCGGCAAAGAAUACACAAUUUAGGCAACUUCCACUGGCAUAGGGUAUGUUUUAAUACAGUGAAUAAUCUGAUAUAUUACUACAGUUCUUUCUCUCUUGGUCAUAACUCGAGAGUUGUAAUUAGUGAUGUUUACAAUAUAUCAGUUAUUAGUUGCAGUGAUAAAACAACCUUAUAAUUAUAAGACACAAAGGGUUCAUUAACACAAGAAUGUUAAACAUUAAAGCGUGAAACACACUAUCAGUGUGCGGGUCGGGCGCGUCCUGCCCGACCUGCACGCACCCGCGCGUGGCGUAUUGUCGUCCAUAUAAAUUACACCAGUCGUGCUCCCGACCCGACAUGCGCCCGACUCGCGCCCUCUUUUAGUGUUUCACGAUUUCCAAAUAGUACGAAAGCUAUUAAGGCUCAAUUUAGAUAGCCACGGGAUGGCAUGAAAGCUAAAUUUCGUAACGAAAUAGUACGAGACGGUAGCCAGUAGGACGGUAGCGCGAGAAUUCUCCGGAAGACGCCCAACUUGUUUUUUAGCUCUUAUCUAUUUUGCAUGUUACACAAUUGACGUAAAGUACAUUAUACAUAAGCUGCGACACGCCUGUCCAUAACAGUGGCAGUGCCACUCAGAGCUUUAAAGUCCAAAGAUCUGAGGGGCAAUGCAACUGCGCCUGUCACC
This is a messenger RNA of Hyposmocoma kahamanoa, 2177 nucleotides long. It is a transcript of the gene MED19, whose product is annotated as mediator of RNA polymerase II transcription subunit 19. NCBI's taxonomy places the organism in Eukaryota, Metazoa, Arthropoda, Insecta, Lepidoptera, Cosmopterigidae. The coding region runs from base 400 to 1113 and encodes 237 amino acids. The record is from RefSeq and is a predicted model, not a curated record. Gene Ontology annotation, biological process: positive regulation of transcription by RNA polymerase II. Gene Ontology annotation, molecular function: transcription coregulator activity; transcription factor binding. Gene Ontology annotation, cellular component: mediator complex. The transcript has 4 exons.